AGGGCGCGGCGCGGGAGAUCGUGGAGAGCGGCGCGCAGGAGGACCCCUUCUACAUCAUGGAUCUGGGCGAGGUGGCGGCCCGCUACCAGCGCUGGAGGGAGCUGAUGCCGAGGGUGGAGCCGUUCUACGCGGUGAAAUGCAACGACGACAAGGUGCUCGUCCGCACGCUGGCCGCGCUCGGCGCCGGCUUCGACUGCGCGUCGCGCAACGAGAUCGAGCUUAUAACUGGCCUUGGAGUUGCGCCCGACCGCAUAAUCUUCGCAAACCCAGCCAAGAUGGCGUCCCACAUCCGCCACGCCAGCGCCGUCGGGGUCGACACCAUGACCUUCGACUCGGAGCCCGAGCUGAUGAAGAUCAAGCAGUAUAUGCCGCACGCGCAGCUGGUGCUGCGUAUCCGCUGCGACGCGGCCGCGGCGCAGUGCCCGCUCGGCAUCAAGUUCGGCUGCGACCCCGGCACUGACGCUCCGCGCCUGCUCAAACUGGCUGCAGUACUCGGGCUUGAGGUGAUCGGCAUCUCGUUCCACGUGGGGUCCGGCUGCGGCGAGACGGAGGUGUACGCGCGCGCCGUACAAUACUGCCGCGCGCUGUUCACGCUCGGCGCCACGCUCGGCCACGCGCGCAUGCGCCUCGUGGACAUCGGCGGCGGCUUCCCGGGCGGGACACACUCCAGCAUCAAGGAGGUGUGUUGCAUAGUACAGUGUGUCAUACAAUACUGCCGCGCGCUGUUCACGCUCGGCGCCACGCUCGGCCACGCGCGCAUGCGCCUCGUGGACAUCGGCGGCGGCUUCCCGGGCGGGACACACUCCAGCAUCAAGGAGGUGUGUUGCAUAGUACAGUGUGUCAUACAAUACUGCCGCGCGCUGUUCACGCUCGGCGCCACGCUCGGCCACGCGCGCAUGCGCCUCGUGGACAUCGGCGGCGGCUUCCCGGGCGGGACACACUCCAGCAUCAAGGAGGUGUGUUGCAUAGUACAGUGUGUCAUACAAUACUGCCGCGCGCUGUUCACGCUCGGCGCCACGCUCGGCCACGCGCGCAUGCGCCUCGUGGACAUCGGCGGCGGCUUCCCGGGCGGGACACACUCCAGCAUCAAGGAGGUGUGUUGCAUAGUACAGUGUGUCAUACAAUACUGCCGCGCGCUGUUCACGCUCGGCGCCACGCUCGGCCACGCGCGCAUGCGCCUCGUGGACAUCGGCGGCGGCUUCCCGGGCGGGACACACUCCAGCAUCAAGGAGGUGUGUUGCAUAGUACAGUGUGUCAUACAAUACUGCCGCGCGCUGUUCACGCUCGGCGCCACGCUCGGCCACGCGCGCAUGCGCCUCGUGGACAUCGGCGGCGGCUUCCCGGGCGGGACACACUCCAGCAUCAAGAAGGUGUGUUGCAUAGUACAGUGUGUCAUACAAUACUGCCGCGCGCUGUUCACGCUCGGCGCCACGCUCGGCCACGCGCGCAUGCGCCUCGUGGACAUCGGCGGCGGCUUCCCGGGCGGGACACACUCCAGCAUCAAGGAGGUGUGUUGCAUAGUACAGUGUGUCAUACAAUACUGCCGCGCGCUGUUCACGCUCGGCGCCACGCUCGGCCACGCGCGCAUGCGCCUCGUGGACAUCGGCGGCGGCUUCCCGGGCGGGACACACUCCAGCAUCAAGGAGGUGUGUUGCAUAGUACAGUGUGUCAUACAAUACUGCCGCGCGCUGUUCACGCUCGGCGCCACGCUCGGCCACGCGCGCAUGCGCCUCGUGGACAUCGGCGGCGGCUUCCCGGGCGGGACACACUCCAGCAUCAAGGAGGUGUGUUGCAUAGUACAGUGUGUCAUACAAUACUGCCGCGCGCUGUUCACGCUCGGCGCCACGCUCGGCCACGCGCGCAUGCGCCUCGUGGACAUCGGCGGCGGCUUCCCGGGCGGGACACACUCCAGCAUCAAGGAGGUGUGUUGCAUAGUACAGUGUGUCAUACAAUACUGCCGCGCGCUGUUCACGCUCGGCGCCACGCUCGGCCACGCGCGCAUGCGCCUCGUGGACAUCGGCGGCGGCUUCCCGGGCGGGACACACUCCAGCAUCAAGGAGGUGUGUUGCAUAGUACAGUGUGUCAUACAAUACUGCCGCGCGCUGUUCACGCUCGGCGCCACGCUCGGCCACGCGCGCAUGCGCCUCGUGGACAUCGGCGGCGGCUUCCCGGGCGGGACACACUCCAGCAUCAAGGAGGUGUGUUGCAUAGUACAGUGUGUCAUACAAUACUGCCGCGCGCUGUUCACGCUCGGCGCCACGCUCGGCCACGCGCGCAUGCGCCUCGUGGACAUCGGCGGCGGCUUCCCGGGCGGGACACACUCCAGCAUCAAGGAGGUGUCCCUGGUGAUCAACGAAGCCCUGGAGACCCACUUCCCGGACCGCAACGUCCGCAUCAUCGCUGAACCAGGCCGGUACUUCGCUGCGGCUGCCUAUUCGCUCGCCGUCAUGAUCCACGCUAAGCGAGAGAUCGUGACCAAAGACGCUAGUGGCGAGGACGAGACGCACACCAUGUACUUCAUGAACGACGGCGUGUAUGGCUCCUUCAACUGCGUGCUGUACGACCACCAGCAGGUUGAGGCCACAACUCUUUAUCCGCACACCUCGAAGCCGCUGCCGUGCUCGGUGUGGGGCCCCACGUGCGACAGCCUGGACUGCGUGCUGCGCGCCGCGCGCCUCCCCGCGCUGCCCGUGGGCUCCUGGCUGCUGUUCCCGGACAUGGGGGCCUACACCAUGCCGGUGGCCUCGCCCUUUAACGGCUUCCCGCUGCCCAAAGUGCGAACCCUAGUGGACCAUCGUCUGUGGUCGGUGUUGAAAGGGCUGUGGCCGCUAGCGGAGUCCCAGUUCGAGCCGAACCUGGGCCGCGUGCCGGCGCCGCAGACCCCGCCGCCCUCGCCGCCCGAAGAGCGCCGCGUCUUCGUCGAGUGCGCGCUCAAGUGAGCGUCGGGGCCCGGGGCGGAGCGGAGCGGAGCGGAGCGGGGCGGAGCGUGGCCUGCAACACUUCACUGUUUAGGGUGAAUAAACUUGAGUUUAGGUUUCUUAUUUCAAAUUCCAGGUACUUUACUGGUUAGGUAUUCGUUUAUUGUAUCUUAUGUCGACUUUGUAGGUCUCUAUACCAAUAUCAUACGAUGUUUUGAACGUUUAAGGAUAAGCGAUAAUAUUUUACUAUAAUAGAUGAGAUGACCCUUAGUUUACGUACGUAAAAAAGACAAAACACUGGGCCGAUAGUUGUGGUCGGAAUUAGAAAGAGUAGAUUAAGCUAUUUAAAGAAAAUUGAACUCUUUAUUUGUCUUUAUUUAAAAAAUUUUUUACUGUAAAUGAGUUUAUUUUAUUCUGGUUAUAACUUUAAUCUAGUCCAGUUUCAUUUUCUACUCCAAAAUACUUACCGCUGGCCAUAUCCGACCGUGGAGCCUUUAAAAUCUGACUCCUCCUAGAAAGGCUUGGCCAAAAGUUAAUCCACACAAAAUUUAUAGUAUGUUCGGGUCAAAAAGUUUGGGAACCCCUGUUUUAAACUUCAAGUUUGUUCACUCUAAACGUACAUAUGAAUUUUAAUAUCAUUUAAAUUAUUUCUUACCGGUUCCUUUGGGGUAUUCACUUAUUAUAUAUAUUUUAAGUCAUGCAUUUUGUAAAUUUUAUGUCACAUAAAACCCCGUGUUAUAUUUGCGUGUUUUAUUAGGUAUAUUAUGAAAUUGUUUUCUUAAAUUUUAAAAUUGUUUUUGUCAAUGCUACAUUGUAAGUUAAAUGAAAAAAAUGAAUUUACAAUUUAUAUGUUUGAUAAUUUUAAUUUGUGGUUAACUAUCUUGUUCAAUACAUUAGUUAGUUGGAAUAAGGCGUUAAAAUCCAGUCCAUUAGUAUUUGGGUAUUAAAAUCAAUUUUGAUGAUCAAUUUUGUUUAGUCUAAACUUAAUAUUAUUAAAAACGAAGAACAUGUUUAUUCCAGCUAAUUAUAUUAAAAUAUCCCCAUUGGCAAUCACUGUAAUACAUGAUAUAUUGAUGUACUCAUUAUAGCUGUAGGUUCGCGCUUGACUUUAAUCGUCAUUCACAUAAUAUUAAUGCUUUUUAUCACAAUUUUUUAUUGAAUUUACUGCCAAAUUGUAUUUAAAGCUUUUUGAAAUUUUUACGUAGACUUAGACAUUCCUUUGUAUGAAAUCGAUUUGUUUUUGUAAUAGUUUCGUAAAGUUGGUAGUGCCGUUUCCUGUAACCACGUUAUUUAACAUGUUUUAUCUCAAUAUAUGUUGCAAUUGGAAAAU
Messenger RNA from Cydia strobilella, 4248 nucleotides. RefSeq lists its product as uncharacterized. Gene Ontology annotation, cellular component: cytoplasm. The record is from RefSeq and is a predicted model, not a curated record. NCBI's taxonomy places the organism in Eukaryota, Metazoa, Arthropoda, Insecta, Lepidoptera, Tortricidae. The coding region runs from base 57 to 2939 and encodes 960 amino acids. The transcript is spliced from 9 exons. Gene Ontology annotation, molecular function: ornithine decarboxylase activity.